Molecule: messenger RNA, 2118 nt
Organism: Symbiodinium pilosum
Lineage: Eukaryota; Dinophyceae; Suessiales; Symbiodiniaceae
Source: the annotation of a GenBank genome assembly
AUGCUUCGCUUACUUCGAAGAGGAUGCAUAAGACCUACACCCGAAACCACCCAAACCCAUAGAGCAAAACCUCCACAAGCCAAGGACUGUGUGAUUCCAGAAGCCGAACACUGGAUCUUAGACUGGUCUCCGCCAGAACUUGCUUCGCUUACCAUUCGAGGUCACUUGACGUGGGACACCAACAUGGAUAGUCUGCAGCUGACAGCUGGAUUUGUGCUGGUGGAGGGCAAAGGCAGGUUGGAAGUCGGCACGGUGAACAAACCCAUGAGCAAGCUUGCCAUUAUCAACCUCACCGAUGCACAGGCUGCUCCGCACCCAACGCUGGGCACUCGUUUCUUGGCAGGUCAGGACAAGGCCCACAUCAAGCUGCACGGCCAGCCACUGGGCACUUGGACACUGCUGGCCAAGGAUGUGGCCAGCGGGGAUUCCGAGCUGCAUUUGCGCGAGGAUCCCCGUAGCCUGUCCUGGCGCGUGGGGGACGAGAUUGGCAUUGCGACGACCAGUCGAGGCCAGACGCGGCCGUACACGAUCGUCAGCCUGGGUCCUGAAGGGAGCAACACGGUGACGAUCGAUCCGCCCGCCGCUACGGACUACUGGGGCGGCUGGCAGAGCCUGCACUACAGCUCCGGGCGAUCCUCAGACUUCAACAGGAGUUUCGAGCUUGCUGCGGAAGUCGUCAACUUGCAGCGCUCCGUGGUGAUCACCGGGCCCCCGAACUGGGACACUGCAGACUGGAAGGGACUUCAUACUCUGAUGACAGGCAGUGAAGGCUUCAUGGAUGCCCGCUAUGUCCGCGUGGAGAAUUGCGGGCAGCCACCGCAUCAAGGGAAUUCUGCCGAUGCAGAUUAUGUGGAGAUCUCUACGGGCGACGGAGAGAGGGCUACCGUGUCAAACAACAUCCUUUGGAACACGAUGUCCGCAGGGGUCUACGUCGAGGACGGAAACGAGAUGAAUAACACCUUCCAGGAAAAUGUAGUGAUCUGCAUGCACGAGGUGCCCCCGCUCAACCCACUGCCGUGCAACAAGGGUGACACUGGUAUUUGCCCAGAAGCUCGUCAGGGAUGCACCUACGACAUGUUCAACCAGGGUGGUCGUUUGGGCGGCUUUUUCGUCAUUGGCAUGACGAACAAUUUCGUGAGGAACCGCGUCGUGAACAUGGAAAACUGCAUCUGGUUCAAAGGCUCGGCAGAUCCUGCGGGCCGCGGGCAUGCGGCAGGCAAAGUGUGCCCCAUGCACCUGCCGUUUGGCCAAAUCAGCGGCAACGUGUGCCACGACAACCGCCGCUUUGGCAUCUACCUCGACUUCCAGAGUCCUCGAAUGAUUCCGCGAGAUGAGAACGGCUUUGUGGCUGACAUUGCGGACCCAAACUCCAACUGCUUCAAUGAGGUGACGCCUGAUGGGCGCGAUAGCGGCCUCAUUCCAGCCAACAUCGUCGAAGACGAGUUGGACUGGCACAACGAGUUCGUGGGCCAGUACACUUUGUCGGACGUCCGAUAUCUGCGCUAUGUCGGCAUAAACAACAUGCAUUGCAUGUACUGGAAGUCUUCAAAGAAGUUCGCAGAUGGAGGUCUGUACCAUGUGAGGGACUCCAUGUGCAUCAAUGUCCCUGCGGGCGGUCUCUUCGAGUUUCCUGCGGGCCAAUUCCUGGGACCUGCUGGUUCCUUUACUUUUGGCAUGAAGAAUGUCAGCUUCGUGGGAAGUCCCGGAGUUUCUGGGGCUCUUUCUGCUGGGCAGCACUGCAUGGACGGCGGCGCGGGCGGUCCCUGCAAUGUCCAGUACUUGCUUGAGGACGUGAACUUCUCCCACACAGCCCAGUCUGGCAAGUUCAUACAAUUCGGGGUGAACAGCAAGCCAGAAGGGUUGAGUGUUUGGACCGCCGCCGCCUUGGCGGGAGAGGUCCAGCUCUCAGGGCCCGGUUUUGCCGGCGCUCCGAACAAUGAGUUCCCAAUCUACGGGGGCAAUGCCGGCUUAUUGUCCUACGCGACGAAUUAUAAUGGCUAUGGUGCAUUGGCCAUUCCGGGCCAGGUCUACGAAUUGAAUGCCGACUGGCGAUCAAGCCCUGUUAUCGACAUAGACUUCUCCGACGACGCCAUGGGGGAUUACUUUGGGGAGGACUAG